This is a messenger RNA of Scatophagus argus, 5506 nucleotides long. RefSeq names its product voltage-dependent calcium channel gamma-4 subunit-like. The coding region runs from base 450 to 1811 and encodes 453 amino acids. The transcript has 6 exons. Gene Ontology annotation, biological process: transmission of nerve impulse; calcium ion transport; regulation of AMPA receptor activity. The record is from RefSeq and is a predicted model, not a curated record. Gene Ontology annotation, cellular component: AMPA glutamate receptor complex; postsynaptic density membrane. Gene Ontology annotation, molecular function: voltage-gated calcium channel activity; channel regulator activity. Lineage: Eukaryota; Metazoa; Chordata; Actinopteri; Scatophagidae.
UAAGCUUGUAACCGAUCAGAGUAUCUGUGAAAACGGUCGCCAGAAUCCCGCCACUGCAUCCCGUGCUUUAAGGACGCAGCGGUCCGGAUGCCUGGAGAGGAGCGCGCCGCAUGGACACGUUGUUCUGUAGAUUAUAGCUAAGAUGACUGCCAUGACAAUUCAAUGAGAGGAGAGGACGCCAAGUGAAGCAUCCCCCGCUCGCUGAAAAGGAGAGAAGGAGCGCUCACGGUAAAGAGAGGAGAGGGAGAAGCAAGAGGAGAAAGAGGAAGAAGAAGAGGGAGACGAAACAAGGGAUAAGAAGAGAAGGAGAGGCAAAGGAGUGAGGGAAGGGGAGAGAAAGUGAAGGAUCCACGGUGGAUGGAGGCGGCUCGGACCGGGGCUACGGAGCGCUCUUCACCGACGAAGAAGAACAGCAGCAGCAGCAGCAGCAGCAGCAGGGGGGACAGGAGAUGGAGGCAAAAGGCAGAAACAUGCCCCCAGACAUCAGUUUCCUUCCCCGCCCAGCGAUGGUGUGGUGUGAGCGGGGCAUCCAGGUGCUGCUGACCACCAUGGGAGCGUUCGCGGCCUUCGCCCUGAUGACGGUGGCGAUCGGUACGGACUACUGGCUGUACGCCCGCGCCUUCAUCUGCAACAGCACGGCCAACUCGUCCCAGGAGGACUCCAACAACAAGGACAAGAAAGACCCUGGGGCUCUCACCCACUCCGGCCUGUGGAGGAUCUGCUGCCUGGAAGGCUUGAAGCGAGGUGUGUGUUCUCAGAUCAACCAUUUCCCAGACGACGCAGACUACGACCAGGAUGCUGCAGAGUAUCUGCUGCGCGUGGUGCGAGCCUCCAGCAUCUUCCCCAUCCUCAGCGCCAUCCUGCUCCUGCUGGGUGGAGUCUGUGUUGCUUCCAGCGGCUUCUACAAGAGCAAAAGAAACAUCAUCCUCGGCGGAGGGAUUCUCUUUGUGGCUGCAGGGCUCAGCAACAUUAUUGGAGUGAUCGUGUACAUCUCAGCAGCACUGAGCGAUAUCUCCCCCAAGAAGGACGAGGACAAGAAGUGGCACUAUUCCUAUGGCUGGUCCUUCUACUUUGGCGGCUUGUCCUUCAUCCUGGCCGAGAUGGUGGGUGUCCUCGCUGUCAACAUCUACAUCGAGAAGAACAAGGAGCUGCGCUGCCGCUCUCGCACCGACCUCUUCAAGAGCACCACGCACGCCAUGCUGCGACUGCCCAGCUACCGUUUCAGACGGCGCUCCCGCUCCAGCUCGCGCUCCACCGACCCGCCGCACUCACAGGAGACUUCUCCCAUCGGUGCCUCUAAGACCUUCAGCCUGCCACCCUCUGCCCCACCCUUCUCUGUGGCCACUCUGCCCAACCCCCACCACACCAGCAGCGGUGGGAGUGGAGGAGGCGGCGACAUCUCCAUGUACACCCUGUCGAGGGACUCCAAGCUGGGCAGCCUGGGAGGUGGCGCCCCACCUCUCUACGGCACGGUGGACCGCGCCACGCUCUACCAGCUCCACAACUACUUCCCAAAAGAUUCCAGCGGCAGUGGAGGAGGAGGGGGAGGAGGAGGCGCGGUGGUCAGCAGCGGUACACUCCCGUCUCACUCCAAGUCCAACUUGGCGGCGGCAGCGGCAGUAGCCCAGAAUUCAGCACCACUGAAUACCUCCACAUCAGCCGCCACACCCACCCAGCCAGCGCCGAUAUCUACAGCCACCAUGGAGAGGGAGCGGGACAGGGGCAACGUGGGAACCCUGGACCGACUGACGGCCAAAAGGGACAGGGAUAGCAACUCAGAUACACUUAACAGGAAAACUACGCCAGUUUAAAACAAAACCUCAGACAGGAGGGAGAGGAGGUACGCUGGGGGAGUGUCGACAUUAAACAGCAGUGGGAUUGAAUUUAGAGAGGCGUCAGAGAUGUCUGAAUUGAAGGGAAAAAAGAGCAGAGCUGGAAAUGGGCGGGUGACACUUCAGUGAUAGUGUUUCUGUCCUUGAGCCUGUGGUAUCUCGCUGCCAUAAUUACUUUGCGUUAUCAUAAGCAAUCAUAAAACACCUGCAAAUUCAUGACAAUUGCCUUAAAAUGGUCACGACUUUAGCCUCAAAAAGCUUGCUUGUAGGCUAAUUAUACAGCCGUGGUGCAGUGGAGGCUUUAACACAAGGACUGUUUUUUCUAACUUAUUUAUUUAAUUCCAUUUUACAUUGUUGUCCGUAAUCAUACGCACACAGCUGGGAUCUUUCCAGAAACACCAGCCACCCGGUGCAGCAGCAGUUGGGGGUUAAGUGCCUUGCUGAGGAGGCAGGGGAGCUCAGUAGUUUACUCGCAUUUACUCUUCUACAUUUUCUCAGCUGCUAUGGAGAUUUAAACUGCAACUUCACCUUAACAACAAAAAGCUACUGAGCCUUGAUUUUGUGAUUUGUAAGACAUUUAAGUUAAAGGUGAACUGAAGCUGGUUUUAAAGUUUUUACCCAUCUAGACAACCAAUCUGAACUGAAGGUGUCUCGUCGCCUGCAACCCACCAAAACCUUCAAGUGAUUUCUGCUGUUCUAAACACUUUGAAACAUCAUAGAUAAUGAUUUUAAAAAGUGUCCAGAUGGUAUAAGCCACAAAUCUUUUUUUUUAAUUUUUUUUUUAAACAAGCAGAGAGCCACAGACGGGUACAUUCAGCCAAGUAACAAGCUGCUCAGUGACGCGUUGACUGCCAGUUGGAGGUCAACAGUAGCUACUUAACCUCUGGUCCGAAGAGAGCGACCUCAGCCAUAUCUAAACUACUGAUGCACGCCAGAAGAGGCUGACACACUGUGAGCCUAUUUAUUUUUCACUGUGUGUCAAAGGUAAUUACAGAGACAGAUGGGCUUUCUCCAGCAGAACGCCAUAGUCCUACUUUGUACGCCUCCAUUACACCACUGCCAGGUGUCACAGUUUGGUUAAACACUGCAACAAAUGUCCAUCUGAACAAGUUUCUUCGUCCAACUUUAAAUUCCUCCAGUCAUCGUUCAAAUGAAUUCGGGCUGAAUGGAAGUAUAUUGCUCCUCUUGUUUCUUGUUCCCUAAGCAACCAGAAUUGUUUUAACAAAAGUGUUAAGCAUCUCAAUAAGACGGAUUGAUUUGAGUUUGCUGUUUAGCAUACGGUCUCCCGUGUUCAACCCGUCCUCAUCAGAACAACAGACGCAUACGUGCAAGUAACUUAGUACAGUUCAUAUUUACAUCUAUUGAUAGGACAUUUCUGCGCUGUAGUAAUUACAAUGGGAGCAAACGAGGCGGUCAGGUGUCUGUCUGUCUGUCGGAGGAGGAGGAGGAUGUCAGUUGUCAGUAGUUAUUCUUCAGUUAUUAGCAUUGAUCAUUUUGCGUUGUCGAACAAGAAUCCUCAAAGUCGAUGGAGCUACUUGUUAAGAUGGACUUUUACACUCUCUAUGUGAUGUUUCAUUGUCUAAAUUGAUUGCAGGGUUUGUAUGGUUGUUUACGAUGACCACUCGAUACCGAAGGCUACAAGGCAGAGCGCCGCUGAGUGCUCCUGCAAAGGGCUGCAACCACAGGCAACAGGGUGGGGGUCAAUUCACGUUACACUCAGGGGGUGGAGUUGGACUUCGAACUUCGAUCAAAAGCUAAAAAUUGAGAGCGUGUGUUACUUCAAUCUAAGCCAUUUUAUCAAGUUCCUCAGUUGUACUCAAGAAACAACACAAAAUUGAAGCACAUCAUUUAGUAUUAGAGAAGUAAAUUAUCUUGAUAGAAUUUCUAAAGAACCAAUCAGAAUCUGAGUGCAGUAUAUUUUUGAGGGUAUUUUUGAAAUUAAGAUCAUUUGAGGGGAAGAAAACUCUGUAAUGGACGUACUGCAAAACAUGUUGGACUGAAGCCCAUCGCACGUCCCAAAUCCGACUAUUGGACUGGUGCGCUGAACUCUGAAUGCAUUUCUAAAUCAGCUGCAUUUGCAAAUGACUUCAACCCAACACUGACAGAUGACAAGCUGGAGAAGGAGGGAAAGAGAAAAGAGCACAACAGAUAGCUUCAGUUCCCCUUCCCUCCGUCUCUCUUUUAGCUGUAACUAUAUACUAUUUGACAAACUAGAAUAAUAAAUGUAUUAUCGAGUAUAUUAUCGGUCCAUUCACUUCGACAAAAGCACAUAAUGUCUGUAAAUGGUAAUCUUUGGGUUGUCUUUUCAUUCUGAGUGGUUGAUCAUCUCUAGGUUACAUGAGAUUGUAACUACUUGAGUAUUAAUAUCAUGUUGCUGGUGUUUCUAUGAUCGUAAUGGUUAUUGCAGGGUAUUUAUACAUUUUGAAAUCUUUUCUUUUUGUAAUUUUUUUAUAUUCCUUUUUAUUUUCCUUUCUCUUGCUUAAUGUACACUAAAGUCAGUGGUGUCACGUGGAAAGCAUGUGCACAGACGUGAGGGGGUGAUAAUGCGUAAAAUUUGUCUUUGGGUCAUUUUCAUGAAUUCCUUAGUUGUGUUUGUGCAGGGAGAGUUGGUGGAGAGUGCAUGCGCUUUUCUCAGUAUCACCCUGCUCCACCCUUCACUCAUACACGGACAUUUAAACCAGUUAGUCACUGGUUACUGAGCGGUCAGUCACCGGUUACUGACCGGCUUCCCUGGAUCGGUUGGAGGCUUUGUGCGUUCAUCAAGGGAACGUUGAUCAUUGCAAACGGAAGCAAAAGUGUCAUUUUUUUCCUCCAUUUUGUUUGCUGGGGCUUCUUGUCCAUUUUCUCAAUCAUUUCAUUUUCUCUUUAAUAUUUUGGGUUUUAUUUCAGCAUCAGUUUUUCUUCUCUUUGACUUCGUAAUAUUCCUCCGCCAUUGCUCUGCCAUCACCACAUGGUCUUUGUUUCCUUGCAGGUGAUUGAUUUUUUUAAUACCUAAACAUUACCAACGUAGCCUAAUAAUCAGUGUUUUUUAAUGUUCUGACUAGUGAGUAACUGUAGGAGAUAGAAUUUAUAUUAAUCUAUUUAUUUUCGUGGUGGUAUGUAUAGAUAUUCUUAAUGUUAUAUUGUUUCAGAGUCCCUAAACCUGUAACUUUGGGCUGUAAAGGCGUCACGCCUGCCCAUGACAUGUUGUCAGUAGCCUAAGUUUGGUGAGAGUGGGCUACAUGUGGUCUGUGUUGGUGUCGUCAGUGGUUUUUAUAUGGUAAACAACAAAGUACAAUAAAACCCAUCAGUCUCAUGAACACCGACAUGCACCCUGAACUUGCAUUUUGCCUUUUGUAAAAGUGUACGUGAGCAAAAGUUCUGUUCCAUCGUUUGCAAAUCAAAGCCAUUUUAAAGGCAGCGUGAGUCACCAGCUCCUUUUCCCAACACUUGGGCUACUGACACGAGUCAAACCUGAAACUCUUCAAAUGGAAAACUGGUAUGUUUCCACUCAGCAGACCGAUAUGUGUAAAGAACAAUAAGGAAAAGGGGAAGCAAUACAAUAUACUGAUCCUCACUGGAAAAGACAAAAAAUAUAAGGUAUAUAUACAUACAUAAAUAUAUAGAUAUAUUCAAUAAAGUUCUAUAUGAAAGUUCAGUUGUGUCACGUGAAUUAUUGAAUGCCGUAACCUCAU